Molecule: messenger RNA, 2405 nt
Organism: Cryptomeria japonica (Japanese cedar)
Lineage: Eukaryota; Viridiplantae; Streptophyta; Pinopsida; Cupressales; Cupressaceae
Product: protein root UVB sensitive 6
Exons: 13
Coding region: 472-1953 (493 amino acids)
Source: RefSeq, a predicted model, not a curated record
AAAGUCCAAGUCUGAGAUAGAUUGAUAAAUGGGGUUGCAAGUGCAAAGAGAGAAGCUUUCAUUUCGUUGAACGGCGCAUAGGUGUACCGAACAACUGAUAACUGCAAACAGUGCAGACAACACACACACACAUAAAUGCUAGGUAGCCGCAGAUGCAGAUGCAUAAAAAAGCACACCUAAAUAUGCCAGCUCGUAAAGAAUAUUUGGCAUCAUGUUGAUUUAGCAUUUUGAUAGUGGCUGGCACGUGUCGUCUUCAUGCCGAUAUAACCCGAGGCCUUAAAAGUGGGCCGCUGAUAUUGGUGAACGAACUUAAGCAAACGACUAGUAGACGUUACGAGGGCAUGUUGUAAUUAGCGAAGGACACAACUCUUGCGUGCUGCCCGAAGUCCUGACGAGGAUCUCCAUGGCCUCCCUCACAAUGUAAAGUGGCUUGCAGUAGCCAUUCCAUUCCAUUCCAUUCCUUCAUUGCAGAUGGCUCCAUUACUCGAGGGCCCUCCGCCGCCCCCUUGUCCUUCCAAAAUUCUCAUGAGAGAAUCCAUUCGCCUCAGUGCAAACUUGGCAUCGCCGCUCAAGGUGCGCAGGGGACAAGGACAAGGCGACGAUGAGCGCGAGCGUGUCUUGUGUUGUGAGGUGUGGGGAGGCAAACGUUAUAAGUAUGUGGGCAUGGGAAAGGGCAAGGGCAUGGCCAUUGGCGUUGCACAGGCUGUUCCACUGCACUCCUCUCACAAUCCCUUCGAGGACUUAAUCACCUUUAUAAGAUCCUGGGUGGUACCAGAUGGAUAUCCAGAGAGUGUCACUUCUUCAUAUGCGCCUUACAUGCAGUGGAGGGCUCUUAAAUACUUCUUUGGUGGAGCAAUGAGUGUUUUUACCACACGUUCAUUGCUUCAUUCUGUUGGAAUUGUUGGAAAAGGUUCUGCUUCUUCUGCUGUUGCUGUGAACUGGGUUCUUAAGGAUGGGGCAGGAAGGAUUGGAAAGAUGCUCUUUGCACGUCUGGGUAAAAAGUUUGAUUCUGAUCUGAAGCAGCUUCGCUUUACUAGUGACCUCUUUAUGGAAUUUGGUGCUGGGAUAGAGUUGGCUACAGCAGCAGCUCCUCAUUUGUUUUUGCCAUUUGCCUGUGCUGCUAAUGUGGCUAAGAAUAUUGCUGCUGUGACUUCGACGUCAACCCGCUCUCAUAUAUACAGAGCUUUUGCCCAAGGAGAAAACAUUGGAGAUGUGACAGCUAAAGGAGAAUGCAUUAGCAAUAUUGCAGAUUUGUUGGGUACAGGACUCAGUGUCUACAUCUCAAAACAAAAUCCAUCUUUGUUGGCGACUUUUGCUGUAUUAUCAUGUGGAUACAUUUUUUGUUCAUAUCGAGAGGUAAAAUCUGUUGUAUUGAACUCUUUAAACAACACAAGAUUUGCUGCAGCUGUGGAAUCUUUCCUUGAGACAGGACGAGUUCCUUCAGUAAAAGAAGGAAAUAUGAAAGAGAACUUUUUCCCUUGGUCCCAAAAACAGCCUGUUAUAAUUGGAGCACGGUUGAUUGAAGCCUUUCAGAAACCAAACGACUUUCUAUCUGUACAGCCAUUGUUUGAGAAAGAAAAGUACAUUGUUACUUAUAAUCCAUUGAAGGGUCAAGCGUAUGCAUUGUUGAGGGAAAAAUCAAGCUCAGAUGAUGUUAUGAGAGCUGCCUUUCAUGCACAUUUGCUCUUACAUGUCAUGCAGACAUCUAAGAAGGUGGAAGCAACAAGGAACCCUAUCAAUUAUGCAAAGGUGGACAUAUUUGAUUCACACACAGCCUAUUCCACACUUUCAGCAGCUGAUAUACAAGCAGAAAUUGCAGAUACAUGCGGGCGUGUUUCUUCUUUGUACAGUGUCUUCAAAAAUCAGGCUGCACAACAGGGAUGGAGGAUGUCAGAGUCAUUGCUAAAUUCGGGCAAUGCACGGGUGCUGAAGAUUGAGGAAGAUGAAAUGUAGUGUGCUCAUUAGUUUAUGAGUCAGAGAAUGAAGAGUUGCCAAUUUUGCCCAUGCACUGAUUGUGAGCAGAUACAUCUGCUUCUCACAAUAUCAUUUGCUUUGAUUGUGAGCGUAUGUAUCUGCUUCUCACAAUGUUAUUGCAGGUUUCGUGUAGGAUGAUAUUUCUUUUGAAGUAAAUCAGGCAAAGUUGCUGUACGGUAAUUUACAUGGGAUUGUGUGCAUUCCCAGAGCUGCUUCUCCAGGGGAUUAAAGCAGAUUUGCUUCUCAAUUGUAAGAUAUCAAUCUGUUACAAAUAGCUUCCAACACUUCUAUGCCUUGCCCUCUGCUUUGUAUUUUUCUUAGGAAUUGCUAUUGCCCACACAUGGCAUGAAAGUCAAUUCAAGAGGGCUGGCUAAACUGGAUGUAAUUUUCAGGGAAGUACAAUAAAUAUGCUUAAUUAUUUUUGGGGAAUA